AUGUCAGAAGCCCAGCCGCGAGUGGCUUAUCAACCAUUGCACCCUUCUCUUCGGGACAAACUCGAUCCUGAAUACGUGUCCCUUCACGACGAGGUGUUGCAGUACGUCAAGCCAAACGAAUCGCAAGGUUGGAAUCCUGAAUCUCGCAAGUUCGUCUCGCCACUUGGAGCUGGAGCUCAGAAGGACGUCGAGGUGGGAAAGAUCACCAACCACGAGAUCGGGGAUGGAAUUCAGGCGAGAAUAUUCACUCCUGAAGGGCGACCUGCGUCGUCUGAGGGCUGGCCUUGUCUGUUCUGGCUCCACGGUGGUGGCUGGGUCAAUGGAGGCUUGAACAGCGAGAACGGCUUCCUGAGGCACUUUUGCAAAUACGUCAAAUGCGUCGUGUGCACCGUCAACUACCGGCACGCACCCGAAUAUCUCUACCCUACGGCCGUCGAGGACAGUUUGACAGGCCUGAAAUGGCUGGUACAGCCAGAGAACGUACAGAAAUUCUCAAUAGAUACGAAAAAGUUGAUAUUUGGCGGAUUAUCAGCAGGUGGCAAUUUGAUGGCGAUCCUAUCUCUCCAAGCGAGCCAACUCGACACGCCGAUCCGUCCAAUAUUUCAGUUCUUCCUCUGUCCCGUCAUCGACAACACUGCAACGGUCGAGACGACAUGGUCCACGUCGAGACACUCGCCCUGGCUCACGCCGCAGCGCAUGACAUGGUACCGAGAACGGUACUUCGGCACGAACGACGCAGAGAGUGUAAAGGAGUGGACCGCGUCGCCGUGCUUCGCCCCGGACGACUUGCUACGACGGUAUCCCAAGACUUUCGUCGCCGUGUCCGAGUGUGACCUUCUAGCUCCCGAGGGACUAGCGUUCGCCGAGCGUCUGAGCGACUUAGGUGUGCCUACCGAGGUCAAAGUCUACAAGGGAGCGACGCAUUCGAUACUAGUGCUCGCCGGAAUUCAUGGCAUUGGGAAGCAGCUCGUGCAUGAUGUCUGCGAGCGUGCAGCGGCCGAGUUGGGGGGUUCUUAUGAUCGGGAUGCUGCGAAGAUUGAGAGACAAUAG
Messenger RNA from Exophiala spinifera, 1050 nucleotides. RefSeq lists its product as uncharacterized. Gene Ontology annotation, molecular function: hydrolase activity. The record is from RefSeq and is a predicted model, not a curated record. The coding region runs from base 1 to 1050 and encodes 349 amino acids. The transcript is spliced from 3 exons. Lineage: Eukaryota; Fungi; Ascomycota; Eurotiomycetes; Chaetothyriales; Herpotrichiellaceae.